GCAUCCAAUGCGGAGCAGCAAGCUGAGGCUUGGGCUUGGGGCACUGAGAAUACCUACUGUAGUGAACUAGUGACUAGGGCAGAUAAUUACCAUCCAGCUAUUCUAGAGAGUUUAUACGGUUCCUACCAAUUGGGAUGAUUCCGUGGGUUUGAUGAAUACGCUUAAACCUAUUGUAGAUAGAUCUCCAUUCUUCAGCAUGUUGAUCUACUGUGCACGACACAUGGGGUGUCUCAAACUUAUCAAUACUGCAGCGUGAAUUGCCUGGGCUCCAGUCCAGGAUGACCCCUUUGCAUCAUAGAGUCGAUGCUUUAGAAGCACCAACCAGAGCAGAGAUGAAAAGGCAAAAGAGCUCUUGCGGACCAAGCAGCAGCAGAGGGAUGUUCAGGCACGGCACUUGCUGACGGCCCAUUCCCAGAAGGGUUGUAUCAUCGAGUCUCAUCACAUUGAGCACGUUCAACCGGCACCCAUCUUUCCCAUGACAGAGUGGAAACAAGAGGAGUGGGCCGCGCUGAAGAGGACUGGGCAGUUGAUCCGCCGCAUCACUGUGCAGAAGGAAGCUCUUCGGCCUGGCAGUGCAAAGCAUCCGCGUUUUGGCGCCGUCCCGACGCCCUCGCCCUCCGUCCGCUUCCGGUCUGCCUCCACGGUGCCCACGCCGCGACCAGCGAAGCCCACGGCCGUGAGACCGGCCGCUGCAUGUGGCUGGCCACCUCCAGAACUACAGGAAACACCACUCACACCACUCGAAACAGCCAUUCCGCCGGAGCCAGCGAAAGUGAAAGUCCCGGUGCCGGAGCCUGCAGUUCCACCAAGAGUGCCAGCCGCAGUUCCAGAGAAGCUGACCGUCUACACUGAAGGUUCCGGUGAGUUCGGGAAAGCCGUGAAAGCCAUCUCUGGUACCUACGUUGAGAACGGCACAGCUUGUGGGCGGAAAACCUAUGAGAAGGAGGGCAAUGAGGAUUCCAAGGUGAUCAUCUAUUAUUGGGACGAUCGAGAUGGUCCUGAUUUCCAGGGAUGGUGGUUUGGCAACACAUUGGCUGGACCACAAGUAUGGGCACGUUGCUUGGAAGACUCCACGCGACCACCCAUGCGUGGCUGGAGGAUCCCUUGGAACGGGGAGGAGGAGGAAGCCUUGCGUGUGGAGCUGGAGGCUGACAGGCAAGAAAGGCUUGCAAGGCCUCAACUUGAUGAUCUCAAGCAGCAGGCGCAAAAGCUGAUGCUUGCAGCGAAGAAGGUCCAGGAGAAAGCCCGAGUGGUUUGGAACAAAAAGCAGAUUGAAGAGGUGAACAACCUAUUGGCCGAGCUAUCGCAGAUCGGCGAAGCCCUGCGAGAGAUUUCGAGCAAGGCGGCGGCCAUUCCAAAGCCCAACCGCAGCAUGAGUGGCAACGGGCUGCUUGAAGAUUUUCAAGAGUUUAGCAACAGAGUUUCUGACGCCUUCACUGCUUUGCAAAAGGAAGACGCAAACCUGCGGCGGGUCAGCAAGGAGGUGGAAGAUGCACGGAAGCGAGAGGAACAAGAGAAGCUGGACUCCCUGGCGAUGCAGCACUUUUUGCCCGACAUCAAGUCUAUUGUCAACGAGGCAGAAGACGAAGUGGAGAAGGCCUUGAUCACCCACGAGAUGAUUGCCAACGCUGAGGAGGACUCCAAACUGCAUGCUGUGGAGAUGACCGAGGCCGCUUGUGCGAGAGCUCAGCAGGCACUGGACGGCGUCAGGGCCUCCUUGAAGGCUAAGCGCAGCGAGCUGCCGCAGCUGGACAGUAGCGCUCCUCGUGGAGAACUGGAACUCCAGAGAUUGGAGAAACAUUUGCAAGCAGCGCAGCUGAAACUGAAGCCAUUGAAGGCAGCACGAAAUGAAUGGAACAUGCAGAGGCGCAGCAAGAAGAUGAUCGAAGAGGUGGAGGAGAAAAUCAUCCUGGCCGAAGUGGAGCUGGAUCGCUUGGACGCGUUGUUGAAGACGGAGGGCCCGCUCAACGAGGUGUUGUUCGCGGAGAUGCAUGCCGCGUUGAAGUCUAGCGCCGACGCACAGGAGGUGAUGGCCAGUCACGUGAAUGCGCCCAAGGUGCAGAAUUGCCCGUGGGCUCGGCGGAAGAUUGAACUCUUGGAGCCUCGGGUGGAAGACGCACAAUCGCGGCACAUCACGGCAGAAGGAGCCUUGCAAAACCUGGAAGAUCGCUUUGCAACAGAUGCAAUGUUCGAAGAAGCCAAGGGCAAGUUUCAAGUGAUCAAUGACGGAUUGCGGCAGAUGCAGGACUUACUGCGUGAAGCGGACAGCGCAGAAGACAUCUUAUUGGUCGUGAAGGCUGGGGAAGAGCAAAAGGUGAAGCUUCAGCAGGCCUUGUCCGGAACCAAAGUCUUCGUUUCGACCAAGGCGGUGACCGUGAAACGAAUGGUCACGGAAGCUGCCAUUUCAGGACUUGAACGCCUCCAGGAAUACGAAACUCAAUUGGAGACGAGCAAUGAGAGCUUCACCAAGCUGUGCAAUCAGAUUAGUGAACUGCGCGCAAACGCCUUUUUGAAGGAGGCCGGCGAUUCGGUGGCCUCCGUAGAGCAUCGAGCAGAAGAGAUGAAAGCAUCCAGCUCUCGAUGGUCAGAGGAGGAGCUUGGCCCGGCAGAGCUCCGGGAAGCCACGGAGCAGUCCCUGAAGAUCGAACGAGAGGUGACCAACUCUAUGGCCGAGGCCAGGAAGCUCAUUGCUUGCAGGCAGAUCGAGGCCCGGAACAAGACCGCCUCACCGAACCUGGCCGUGGGCCUCGAGAAGCUGCAACAUCGGCUGAUGCAGGUACAAGCUGAAGUGGCCAACCAACGAAAGCUGUUCGCAGUCGCGGAGCAGCGUUCGAAGGGGCGCAAGGCCAAAGAAGAGGUCGCGCAGAAGCUGGGAGAACUGGAGCCAAUCCUGUUGGAGGCGGAGAAAGCUGCAGAAGCACUGCCAGCACAGCAGAAUGCUGCUGACCUAGAGGAGUCGAGAAAAGAGUUGAAAGGCGCUGAGCAGAAGCUUCACGAGAUGCAAGUGAACUUCAAGCCGUUGGCCCGGUUGCUGGAGUCUGCCAAAGCUGAUGACUGCCAUCUUCGGGCCCUGCAAGCGAGAUCAGAGGCCGCACUGACAAAGUUGAAGUGUCAAUCUGAAGCUUGCUACAUUCAAAGCUUGCUGAGUGAGGUGAAGCUGCGCCUCACAAACUGCAAGGCUUGGAGCGAAAACAUGCUGAAGAAGCGCCCAAGUCCGAUAGUACCGAUGCAGUGGAGAUGGCCAAAGCUCUCGCGACCUGGGACAGGAAGAUCCAGGCCGUUCUGA
Molecule: messenger RNA, 3286 nt
Organism: Durusdinium trenchii
Lineage: Eukaryota; Dinophyceae; Suessiales; Symbiodiniaceae
Source: the annotation of a GenBank genome assembly